AAACAAAAGGUUUGAUUAAAAAAGGUGUUCCGGGACAAAUGAAGGCGAAGGUGUAUAGUGUCGUGAAGUAAGCGACGCCAUCAGUGUCAGCUGAGCCGCCGUCAUGGAGAGACCUCUUGACAAGUGUCUUGAUGAACUAUCCCACAGUGUAGGGGUUUCAGGCGUACUCUGUGCUGACAAUCAUGGUCUCUGUCUUGGUGCUCGGGGAAAAGCUUCUGGUGCAUCUUCAGGCAUGAUAUCGGCUCUAGCAGAUAGAGCAGCCUUGUUGGAACCUGGCAGCCCAGAUCCUGUCAUAUUGCUGGAGACUGAUAAUAGCCAGUGUCUCAUCCAUCGCAAUAAUGGCAUUACUCUAGCUGUCUACAAGUCGCCUGAAACCUCUUAAAAAUAUUCUUUACAAGAGGAGGGUGCCAUACUAAGCAGAUUAUGGUGUUGCUUGUAUUUUGUAGUUUGUAUGAUACAAUUUUGUAUUAAUGUGACGGAUGCUUCAUAUUAUGAGUUUUGGAAUUCUUCAGAUUGUCAUUCUGAACUUGUAAUAGCAGAAAUCACACAUUAUUUGUAAUUAUAUUAAUUUCUUAUGAUUUUAUAGUGAAAUACAAAAUAUUUAACUUUGCUGUAAAAUUGUCAUGAAUAUUUACCAUAGUAACUAAAAAUGUGUACUAUUCAAGUCAACAAAUACUGUAUAGGACUUUAAAUUUAAUAUGCUGAUUACAAAAGAUGUUUUUUUAAGUUAUGCUUUAAUAUACUGUAGCUUAUUUUAAAAUUAAGAGUUUUGUAAAUUUGAAUAUGUACAAAGAAUUUGAGAACCAUGGAAUAAAGUAAAUAAAAGUA
Molecule: messenger RNA, 828 nt
Organism: Procambarus clarkii (red swamp crayfish)
Lineage: Eukaryota; Metazoa; Arthropoda; Malacostraca; Decapoda; Cambaridae
Gene: Lamtor5
Product: Late endosomal/lysosomal adaptor, MAPK and MTOR activator 5
Biological process (GO): positive regulation of TORC1 signaling; cellular response to amino acid stimulus
Cellular component (GO): cytoplasm; lysosome; Ragulator complex
Molecular function (GO): guanyl-nucleotide exchange factor activity
Source: RefSeq, a predicted model, not a curated record